Cercospora beticola is the source of this 2737-nucleotide messenger RNA. RefSeq lists its product as uncharacterized. Gene Ontology annotation, cellular component: cytoplasm. NCBI's taxonomy places the organism in Eukaryota, Fungi, Ascomycota, Dothideomycetes, Mycosphaerellales, Mycosphaerellaceae. The record is from RefSeq and is a predicted model, not a curated record. Gene Ontology annotation, molecular function: protein binding.
CGGGACCACCUCCCCCAGCAAUCAGUGAAAUUUGCCGCUCUCGCGUAGAAUCGGCAUCAGACGAUUCCUCCAAAUUGUCGGCGCAGAAACGCCACGCGGUUCAGGCGCUUGUUUCGGUCUAGACAAAGUAGAGGCGAACCAGUGGAGGCACUCGGACCCCUCCUUUCACAAGCAACGCGAGCGAGGGAGACGAAACUCCAGAAAUAAACGCAUGCAACUUGCCUCAGCAUUCGCUCACCACAUCUCGCUCUUUCGUUCACGUCCAGACAGCUGUCUUUCUCACACUCGUUUCUGAAACUUGAGAAUUUUGUUCGUCUAAGCCCCAUUGGCCCAUCCUCGAACGUGCAGCAAAGCGUCGAGUGUCAGAGAGCUGACGUGGAUCCGAAACGGCGCUGUUCGUCACUGCUUGUUGCUCGUGCAUCCAGGAGAGAGCGGGCGAAACGAUAGAAAACGUCACACUCAUCACCCUCACCCGCCGACAGUUGGUCGUCUACUUUUCUCUCGAUCAUCACUGAUCUCUUGUUGCUGUGCGCCGACGAAACAACGACAGCAGGGGACAUUCUGGCAUAAUUCCUGGCUGGACUUCUUUGUUCUCACUGAACCUCUUUUCUAUCCCACUUCCUCUAACAACUGGAGGGGUAAAAUCUUGUGACACCAAACUGCAAUUGUUCGAGACAUCUCGCUAUUGUCCUAUUGUCGAGUGGUUAAGGCAGACUCUAAUCGGCGGAACGAGGCCUCUUCCGAAUCUGCCGUGCUCACAUUUCUCUGCUCGAUCCUGAGCAACCUGGUCGUCAACCACGUCGCGUGAGCAAGAAACAGGUUGUUGCCGACGCAUCCCGGCAGCUUUUGGGGCGUUCACGAUUACGUCCCACCACAACAUCAACAACAACAUCCACCUUGUCGAGUCCUGGUGAUCUCGAGGUCCUCAUCCCUUCCACUCGUAUCAGCAAGCCGACUGCCCCGGAGCAGCAGCCGACAAGAUGAAUAUCAAUAAGAAGUUCGAUCGCAUGAAGCAAUGGAGCAAGGAGCGCAUGGGCGGGGAGAAGCUGUCUGACACAAAUGAAGAGUUCAAGGCGCUUGAGCAGGAGAUGGUGCUGAGGCACACAGGUAUGGGCAAGAUGAAGAAGUCGGCCGAUGUCUACGUGCAGCACAUGGCGAAACGAGACCGAUACCAAGAGAAAGAUCAGCAACUACCCGUUGCCUAUUUCGGUAGCACAAUGGUCGCUCACGGCGAUGACUUCGAACCAGAUUCCGAAUUUGGUCAAUGCCUUUCCAUGCUUGGCCGAGCUAAUGAGCGGAUCGCCCGCAUGCAAGAGACGUACUGCGCCAAUGCCACUAGCAACUGGCUGGAGUCGCUGGAGAGGAGCUUGGUGCAGAUGAAGGAGUAUGAGAAGGCGAGGAAGCAGCUGGAGAACAGGAGAUUGGCAUACGAUACUGCGAGUCAGAAGAUGCAAAAGAGCAAGAAGGAGGACUUUCGAAUGGAAGAAGAGCUGCGGAACCAGAAGAUGAAGUACGAGGAGAGCAGCGAGGACGUCUACCGACGGAUGCUGGACAUUAAGGAGGCAGAGGUGGACUCCGUGCAAGAUUUGACCAGCUUCUUGGAGGCCGAGUUGACAUACUACGACCGCUGCAGGGAGGUUCUGUUGCAGCUGAAGCGCGACUGGCCAGCCUCCGGGAACUUCUCUCGCUCCAACACAGAAUCACCCGCCAACGGCCGCAGCACAAACCUCUCAGCAGGUCGCAGCAACCGCUCCCGUGCUAGUAGCAUUAACGACCGCUUCAACACCAUCGAUGAAGACGAGCCUCUGCCUCCUCCACGAAGGCCCACGAUCUCCUCCUCGCGCGUCCCCUCCGGCGCCAACUCUCCCAUGAAAGAACUCCCAGGCUUCGACAUCCCCGCCCGUCCCAUCGGUCGCAGCAACUCCGGCUUCGAAGGUCCAAUGUCCUCCUCCUACAAUGGCCGCUCGGAAAGUCCCUCAGCGAACACCAUGCCCCGCCUUGCUCGUGUCCCAACCGAACCCAGCACUCUCCUCGGCGCGCGCUCGAAUCUGCGUAUCACGAAGAGCCGAGAGAGCAGCCAGCCGCCUCCUUCACAUCACAAUGAAGGGGUUUUCGGAGAUGACGAGCAGUACAAUGGCUACGAUCGAUACAAUGAUUUGCAUAGGACAGCGAGCUACGGACAGGAUGCGGUGUCAUCAGCGAAGAAGGCCCCGCCGCCUCCUCCGCCGAGCAGAGCGAGCAAGCCGAAACCUCCGCCUCCACCGCCGAUGAAGAGAAGUGCGUUGAGUGCGAAUGACGCGAAUCAGUGGCAUUGAGGCGAUGAUCGAGAGCGAUUUUGAGGUGUGUGUGGUAGCUACGGACUCCGGGCCGUGAGCUAUAUGGACGGGAUUGAAGAGACUACGGAGCGAGCGCUGGUGUGCAGCACAUGCAGUCAGAGAACAGACUCGCUUUGCCUAAAGGCUGCGUCAGGUGGAAGGGGAACGGCGGCUCAAAUGCAAAGCUGUAGACUGUCCUCAAUACCUAUGAGCGUGGUUGCUAGUCUUUACUUGUGGUGAUGCAUUUUUGGAGCAACAAGGGAAGCAAGCAUAAGCGAUGGAGUUAUUGUCCUUUCUGGCCUUGGAAUGCCUGCCAGGUGCUCUCGAUUGAGGGGCCUGAAUCAGGCAGUCUGAGGUAGCAUCCGAUAGAGGAAUGAAAGCUUGAAGCCCUUGGUUUCUGCACAGCGAAUUUUGGUUCUGGG